AUGUAUGUAAGGGAAGGAGAGGAGGAUUUUGUAAAUUCCCAAACACAGGAAAGAACCAAUGCACUGAAAUUCUUGAAGACAUUGAUUGUAAUGGAGGGAUUUCUGAAAGUCCUGAAGAUCUUAGUCACCCUUACUGUGCUCUUUCUCACAAGAAAUGAAAAGUGUGAAGUUCCCUUGAAGCUCUUUCUGCUGGUAUACAUGGUGAUAACAGUAGCUAAGUUUGGAAUAUUCAUGUCGAAGAAUAUCCCGUUCUUUAGAAUUAAUAGAAUACCGGAAUACAGGGAGAACACAGACAUAACCCUGUUUUCCAAUUUCAUAGAAGCUCUUCUUUUGUUCUGGUAUCUCAUUGGGUUUAAUUGGGUCCAGGAAUGCGAGGAUUGUAGUACUACAAAUCCUCUUCUAUACUACACAACGGUCGUGUUCGUCGGGCUCGGGUUUGUAGCCUUCAUUGCGCCUCUUAUAGCUAUUGUUUUACUGCUGUUUCUUAUAACAUUUGUAAAGCCGAAGCUUCAAGAGGUGAUGUAUAAAGAUCAGAAUGAUGUUUCCGACGAUACUUACCACUGUACAAUAUGCUUUGAUAACUAUAUUCCUGGAAUCAAAUUGAAACUUCUCCCCUGUGGGCACCACUUCCACCAGGAAUGCAUAGAUGAGUGGCUAGAUCUGAAGGAUACCUGCCCUCUUUGUAAGAGAAACAUCAAUUUACUAUACGACUUGAUUGACCCACCUGAAUACGAGGUUUGA
Encephalitozoon romaleae SJ-2008 is the source of this 741-nucleotide messenger RNA. RefSeq lists its product as hypothetical. The coding region runs from base 1 to 741 and encodes 246 amino acids. The record is from RefSeq and is a predicted model, not a curated record. Gene Ontology annotation, molecular function: zinc ion binding. NCBI's taxonomy places the organism in Eukaryota, Fungi, Microsporidia, Unikaryonidae. The transcript has a single exon.